AUGGCAUUCCAGGCGCUCCUCUCGACAGUCACGGCUGCGCUGGUAUGCGCCUCGUCGGUGCAGUCGUACGUCUUGCCCUUGCAGGCCAACCCUGAACACAGCGGUGGGGAUUUGGCCGCUGCGCAGGCGUUCCGCCUCGCCGGUCGAUCGCUCAACGACCUCUCGUCGCAAGGAUCCAUCUCUGUUCCUGUGUACAAGAGGCAUGGCGGAUUGCACCCGGACAUCAACAAGCGCGACCCCGAGACGACGAGGAAGUGGGCACUACACCAGGCUGAGGUGAUGAAGACCAAGUUUGGCGCUUCCAACUCGAACCAGAAGCGUCAGACCAUCGGAUUGACCGACGUGGGUCCCGACAGCUACUACUAUGCCCAAGUCUCGGUCGGAACACCUGCGCAAAACUUUAACGUGGUUCUGGAUACCGGCUCGGCCGAUUUCUGGCUCGUCGACACGGACUGCGGCUCUUCGCAGGGCUGCGACUCGAACCUGAACAGGUACAACACCGCCGCCUCGUCCACGAACAUUGGCUCUAGCACCCCUUUCUCCAUUACCUACGGCACUGGCGCUGUCCGAGGCGUUCUCGCCGCCGACAAGGUCUCGCUGGCAGGCUACACGGUCAACAACCUCACAUUCGCCGAGGCCAACGCCGUGGCCUCCAACACGGUCGAAUAUCCGACCUCGGGCAUUAUGGGCAUGGGCUUCCAGUCGCUCUCGACCAGCGGUGCCACUCCCUUCUGGCAGGUGCUCGCCAAGCAGGGCGUGCUGCAGUCCAACGCUUUCACCUUCCAGCUCGCAAGGAACAUCGACAACAUCGACCCGACCAACCCCAACAUCAACGACGUUGAGAGCCCGGGUGGCGUUUUCACGCUCGGCAAGAUCGACUCCAACCAGUACAACGGCGACAUCACCUACACCAGCAUCCCCAACAACCUGCAGAACCAGCAAGGCUUGGGAUACUGGUCCAUCCCUCUUGAUGGCAUUACGGUCAAUGGUAACUCAGCCAACAUUGGUAGCAACCGGCUCGCCGCCAUCGACACGGGCACAACACUGAUCGGCGGGCCCGCUUCGUCCAUCGCCGCCUUCUACUCGCAGAUUAGCGGCUCGCGCUCGGCACGCAGCGCGGGCAUGCCCGGAUACUACCUCUUCCCCUGCAGCACCAACCUCAACAUCCAGCUCUCGUUUGGCGGCAAGAGCUGGACCAUGAACUCGCAGGACUUCAACCUGGGCUCAUACCCGUACACCAACUCGCAGACAUGCCUCGGUGCGCUGUUCGAGAUCGACCUCGGCUCGACGCAAUACGGUGUGCCGCAGUGGAUUGUUGGUGACUCGUUCCUCAAGAAUGUGUUUUCGGUGUUCGACGGCUCGGGACGCGUGGGCUUUGCUAGUCUCAAGGGCAGCCAGUCGCAGAUUGUCACGGUUACGUCGAAUGCCGUGGCGUCGCAGACGCCUCAGGCGACGAGUUCGGGUGCGUCGGCGACAGCCUCGCUCGGUGGUGCUGGAGGUGGUCUGCCGAGUGCGUCUUCGUAUGCUUCGCAGGCUACGGCGAGCGGCGUGUUUGGCGGUGGAAGCCUACCCGUUCCAUCGGCGAGCAGCGCUGUGGCUUCAUCUAACCCCUCGCUCACCGCGGCGCAGAGCAGCGGUAACAGCGGCAACAGCGGUGGCAGCAGCAGCAGUGGCAGCAGUGGCAGCAGUGGAAGCAGUGGAAGCAGUGGAAGCAGCGGUCCAUCCUCGGGUGCCAGCUCGAUCUUGCCCAAGGCGGCGAUCGGCGUCUCAGCCGCUUCGGCUACUGCAUUGUUGGCCGGUGCUCUCCUCGUGCUGUAA
Molecule: messenger RNA, 1818 nt
Organism: Sporisorium graminicola
Lineage: Eukaryota; Fungi; Basidiomycota; Ustilaginomycetes; Ustilaginales; Ustilaginaceae
Exons: 1
Coding region: 1-1818 (605 amino acids)
Biological process (GO): proteolysis
Molecular function (GO): aspartic-type endopeptidase activity
Source: RefSeq, a predicted model, not a curated record